CCUGGUCAUCGACACGUUGCAAGAGGUGGACCCCACCCGCAGGUGCUACCGCAUGGUGGGUGGGGUGCUGGUGGAGCGCACUGUCAAGGAGGUCCUCCCUGCCCUGGAGAGCAACAAAGAGCAGAUCAACAAAAUCAUCGAGAACCUGACCCAGCAGCUGCAGACGAAGGGCCAGGAGCUGAACGAGUUCCGGGAGAAGCACAACAUCCGCCUGAUGGGGGAGGAUGAUCAGAAACAGCCGCCCAAGGAGAGCUCUGACAGGGCAGGAGCCAAGACCAGCUCCGCCGGUGUCCUGGUCUCCUAGUAAGGACACUGUUGUGUCCGAGCCCUUUCCCAAAGGACUUUGUGCUCUCACCCUCCCCUCCCCUCCCCUCCCCCCCCCCAAACCUCUGAGGCUUAACUUUAUCAUUUGGUGUCGCUCUUGUAAUAUUUUUUGUUAAGUAAACAUUUUUCUGUCA
Molecule: messenger RNA, 458 nt
Organism: Pelodiscus sinensis (Chinese soft-shelled turtle)
Lineage: Eukaryota; Metazoa; Chordata; Testudines; Trionychidae
Source: RefSeq, a predicted model, not a curated record